Messenger RNA from Aplysia californica (California sea hare), 1142 nucleotides. RefSeq names its product glycine, glutamate and proline-rich protein. The record is from RefSeq and is a predicted model, not a curated record. Gene Ontology annotation, molecular function: lysozyme activity. Gene Ontology annotation, biological process: peptidoglycan catabolic process. Lineage: Eukaryota; Metazoa; Mollusca; Gastropoda; Aplysiida; Aplysiidae.
UAACGGAUCAACAUCUGUACAGCAGGGCGGUUGUCUUGUCAUAUGGAAACUUCUGGCCUUUCAAGAUGAUUCUUUUCCUGGUGCUUACCUCCUUGGGCGUAGCCUACGGCACCAACUACAAAUGUCACGGCAACGUCAUGGUGCUCACCGUCUCUGGGGCCAGCUCCAGCACUGCGAGACAGGACGGUCUCAGCACAGGCGGCCUACAGUCCUCCUACAAGAUGGCGGACAACGACUACAGCGAGCUGAAUAAAAGAAAGACGUGCUAUUACCAAGCAGGGAAAAACAACUGUAUCCAACCAGCCGUUGUCGCCGCCCUCGCCAGCAGAGAGUCUCGAGGCGGCAAGCUCCUCUACAGGUGAAGACCCUGCUGGUGCCCUACAUCAACCAGGUCAAGGCCAAACACCCGACCUGGACGCAGGACCAGGCCCUGAAGGGCGGCAUCAGCGCCUACAACGCCGGAGUGGGGAACGUGCAGACCUAUGCAGGCAUGGACCUCGGCACCACAGGAAACGACUACGCCAAUGACGUGUGUGCACGUGCGCAGAGACUCAUUAGUCACUACCACUGGGAUACUCUACCUCGUUACGAAUACUUUCAGACGACCGAGUCGGACGAUCGGCCCAAUCCUGCCGUAAUGGGCACCCCGUUUUACGUCCUCAAUCUGGCCGUUUUACCGCCCCGCCCCGACCCGAUCCCCCAAUGGUCACCCCGUACAAUUUCAACUGUUUUUAUUUAUCAGCCUUUUCCUUCGUCCAGGUCUGGUGGCUAUGGCAACGGAGGUAGCUCUUAUGGCAUCCUGCAGUGUAACUCCAAGACCACAAGUCUGGACUGUGACAAGUACGCUUGGGACAGCUGUCAGCACAUUAAUUUUAUGGUUCACUCCUUUCUCAUUCCCCGCAUCAAAGCCGUGAGACAAGCUCACCCCAGUUGGACCCAGGACCAGACCCUCCAGGCGGGCAUCAGCGUCUACAACACCGGGGUGACGAACGUACAGACAGUCGCCGGGGUUGAUAGCAGUACCCAGGGACGCGACUUCUCGAACGACGUGUGUGCUCGGGCCCAGAGACUGAUCAACCAUCACAAAUGGGAAUAAUAGUAAUAAAUGAAUAAUAAUAAUAAUAAUAACAGGUUGAAUCAGG